Puccinia graminis f. sp. tritici CRL 75-36-700-3 is the source of this 1402-nucleotide messenger RNA. RefSeq lists its product as uncharacterized. Bases 24 to 1211 code for a protein of 395 amino acids. Lineage: Eukaryota; Fungi; Basidiomycota; Pucciniomycetes; Pucciniales; Pucciniaceae. The transcript has 2 exons. The record is from RefSeq and is a predicted model, not a curated record.
CUUUAUUAUUGAACCAACUUACAAUGAGGCUGUGUGCAAAUUUUAUCAUAUUCCUAUUUUCAUUAGCUUCUGGUUCCUCCGCGACUGGACUAGGGAAGAAUCCUGAGCUUCAAUCUACCUGGCAAUGGAUAGAAUCUGGAGCUGGGCCCUCGGGUACAAAGAGUGAAGUUCCCCAUGGAUCUUAUGAAGUGAUCGAUCUGGGUGGGGAUAACUCCGAUAAGGAAAUAAUUGAUGUGCACUCGGAACCAUCAGAAGAUAGCUCUCUUCAUGAAGUAAUCGAUGUGGAUUCGAUCACAUCAAAACGUACUUCUAAAAGACCCUAUGAACUAAUAGAUUUGGAAUCGGUAACACCAAAAGGAAGUUCCCAAAGUCCUCGGAGUCGUGGAAGAAUCGACUUGAAUUUUGGACCUUCAGACGCGAACGAUGGGCCAGAUUCUGCCGCCGGGAACUCUCUACUAAUGCUGAAAUUGGGCAAUGCAGCGGAAGAAGCUGUGAAGGUAUCGCUUCCGACAGCGAAAACAUUGAACCGGGAAGCAAAUCAGGACAUCAGGUUUGAUUCACCGCAUCGGUUUCCAAGCUCGGCGAGGCCCCAACAUGAAUUCCCAGCAAUGAAAAAUGGACCAGGCGCUUCAAGUGCCAAUGCCCUUCCUGCAGACAACCAUGGAGAGAAAGAAGCCUUAAAAACAUUUGAGACAUUGACUAGUUCCGGGUUGUUUGACUUUCAGAGCCGAUUUUUCAAAAUUAUUGUCUAUUUCAAGAAAGCUGAUGCAGAGGAGAAGGCAUUGAUAAGCGAAUGGUGGACAAAAAUAGAUUCAGAAUUGAAGGGUGAAAGUAGCUUACUUAAUUUUAAGAAACACUAUCGAGCUUCUUCAAGUAAGGGGCAAGGAAGAAGCUUGUUAUACCUGUUUCAACACGCCAAGGAAAUCACGGCAAAGAUCAAGAAUCCCUCUUUAAAAGUAGAAUCUUUGCGACAAACGCUGGAAGGGUUGAUUGCUAGGGCCUCUCAACUCAAGACUAUCCAGGAGGAGAAUAAAUACCUCAUGAAGUUAGAGAAAGAUGAAUACAUAGUUUCCAAUGAAACCUUGCAAAAUAUUUUGAAUGACCCAAAAAAUUUCCUCGAGGGCCAGUGUGGCUUUAUUGAUCAAAUUGCCAAAUUGGAUUCACACUUAACUUAUUUGCAAAGCAGGUUAAAAUACAAGGGACUUCUUUGAGAAACUUGGAUUGUAACAUAUAAUUAUUAGCUUCAAAUUCCCUGUUCACAUGGCCAGUACUGUGUUAUGUUACAAUUCAGCAUUAGGUGGUAUCAAAUAUAGGCAAAUCCACCAUCAUUUAAUUGACUGGUUUUGAAAAAUUCAAGACUUUUCAACAUGCUGAUUCUUCAUCUUGUACGUUUUUUGGGGCC